AACCGUGAAAGGUGCUAGCUUUUGAGGUUUGAGCUCGCCUUCUCCGGUGGCCGCCCCGCCGGCGAUCUCUCCGCCGCCUCACAUUUAUGGCUUUUGCUUUCUUGCUCCUGGUGCUUCUCUAACUCCUGAUCUCGAGAUUUCGUUUUCGCUUUUUGUUGUGUUUGAUCUCGUUUGGGUGGGUGACGAAGGAACGAGAGACGGAGACUAAGGUUGAAGUUCCUGCAUUCGAUGGAAUGUUAGGAUCAGAUUCAGCCUUCAUUUGAUCUUGGAAGUGAAUCGGGGGACAGAUGUUUAGGAAGAACGAUUCGGCCUUGUCCUGCUUUUAUCUGUUCCUUCUUUGGUUCUUCUUCCUCAAGGAGUGAAUAAGAAUCUGGUCGAUAACCUGUGUGGAGCUCUUGGAGACCAGGAGGAAAUCGGACGCGGUUACUUCGGAGAGCAUCGAUCGAUGUUCGACCUAAACUUGGCGUCGUCUGUCUCGGCGACAGAUGGGAAGACCAUCGUCGUCGAUUCGGGCGGAGCCGCGCCGGCGGAUGAUUCCAGGAGUUCCAACUCGUCCAUCCUCAGCGUCGAGUCUCCCGUCGAUCUGGCCCAUGGCAACUCCAGCUCGACCCUGCCGGCGUCUACCUUCCAGUUUAGCAUCUUGAAGAGCACCUUCAAGGAUGAUCGGCUAGUCCAACCCGGAUUAUUCACCAGGCAGCUGUUUCCGCCGGCGCAGGCGAUUUCGCAAACUACGAAGUUCAUCGAUGCGGCUACCGCUCCUCCUUUCUCGUGUCCCUCCAUGCCGCACUCAAUGAAUCUUUCGUUCUCCAAAUACAAGCCAUCGCGGAUCGAUUCUAGAGUUCUCAAACCGCAACAGCAAGCGAAGAAGAGUCGCCGGGGGCCGCCGUCUCGGAGCUCUCAGUACCGGGGCGUUACCUUCUACCGGCGAACAGGAAGAUGGGAGUCGCACAUCUGGGACUGCGGCAAACAAUUAUAUUUGGGAGGCUUCGACACAGCUCAUGCUGCUGCAAGGGCUUACGAUCGCGCUGCAAUCAAAUUUCGAGGAGUUGGUGCUGAUAUCAACUUCACUCUUUGUGACUACGAAGAGGAUCUGAAACAGAUGAUGAAUUUGUCAAAGGAAGAAUUUGUGCAUAUUCUUCGUCGUCAAAGCUCUGGAUUCUCGAGGGGAAGCUCAAAAUAUAGAGGAGUGACCCUUCACAAGUGCGGUCGCUGGGAAGCUCGCAUGGGACAGUUCCUUGGCAAGAAGUAUGUAUAUCUUGGACUAUUCGACAGCGAAAUUGAAGCUGCAAGGGCUUACGACAAGGCUGCUAUAAAGUAUAGUGGGAAGGAAGCUGUUACCAAUUUCGAGCCAAGCAACUAUGAAGAACUACAUCGUAUGGACGAUAAUGAAGGUCAUAUUGUGGAUCUGAACUUGAGUAUUGCCCAACCUGUUGUCCAAAUUCCAGGGGGGAUUCAUAAUCCACCGGCUACUACACCUUCUGAAGCUUCCAAUGCCGGCAAAUCAGAUAUUUAUCUUUCUCGUCAAGUGGUAUCGACUCCUACCUCACCUGAUCCGCCAGGACAUUUGCUUCUACAGACUGCUCGUUUGUAGUUCCCGAAUCAAGGAUAGAAGGAGAGUGAAGAGUUUUGUAAGGGCGAGGAUGACCGGUAGAGGCCAUCUCCAAAUAUAUAUCUCCGCACAGCUCUUGCAGCAUCAUCAGAAUUCUCUAAUCUCCAACUGAUGUCUGCUUGUCUCCUCAUGGCCCUAUCGCCUUAGACAAACCCUAAACGAACCCAUUUCUACCCUCUAAACCUCCUUCUUGGGGAUCAAAGAUUCAAAAUCAACAGGCCAAUAUGUGUAAAUAUUGAAUGAAUAAAUUGUUUGUUUGAGAGUGUUUGUUAACUGAUCUUGACUAAAUUGUCUGAGAUUGUUCUUUGAGAAGAAAAUUAGGAGACUUGUAAUAGCUCCAUUGAAGGACCAA
Messenger RNA from Zingiber officinale, 1961 nucleotides. RefSeq names its product APETALA2-like protein 3. Gene Ontology annotation, molecular function: DNA binding; DNA-binding transcription factor activity. The transcript is spliced from 10 exons. Bases 446 to 1591 code for a protein of 381 amino acids. Gene Ontology annotation, biological process: regulation of DNA-templated transcription. NCBI's taxonomy places the organism in Eukaryota, Viridiplantae, Streptophyta, Magnoliopsida, Zingiberales, Zingiberaceae. The record is from RefSeq and is a predicted model, not a curated record.